UGCUAAUUCGUCAUUACAUUUUCCUCCGUGGAAACUGAGCUUUUAUUUGCAUUCGCUUCUUGCUUAACAGUUAUAAGUCUAGUAUUUGAGAGUAGUGAGUUCUAUUAAAAGCAGUUGACAAAAGUUAUUUAUAAGAAGCAAAUAAUUAUCCACUUGUUGCGAUGAUCGCAUCAAGGUACCUAGUGCUCCUCCUUGUGGCGAGCCUAGCGUGUACCUGUCCGGUCCAGGGCUUUUUCUGGCCAUUUUCGGACAGCAGCAGCGAGAUCGCCCAACACGUGACUGAGGAGGAAGGCAAGCACCUGGUGAAGAGCCCGGUGCCUUUUGAGAUGACAGCAGCAGAGGAGAGAUUUCUAGAAGAGUCUAGAAAGUACAUGAAAGACCUUUCCACACUGGAUUCCUGUCACCAGAUCACCAUCAAUCGUAUCAAGAAAUCGUGUGGGGACAUAAACGAGGAAGAGCUUGGCAAACUGGGUGUCCAACUGUUUAACUGUCAAUCACUUUCUGAAAAGCGCAAGACCUACCCUUGCACCGACGCAAUGACCCUGGCCGAGUGCACUGCCGACAUGGAUCUGACCACGUGGAACAGCUACCACAUCAUUAGUAACCGCGCCCGCUCCAUCUGCUACGCGACCAGACAGCAACAGUUUCGCUUGAAGACCGAAUUUACUGUCAAUCAACUUGCAUCACAGGCCGUGGAGCAGCUGAGACUAAUGGAAAACCUCAAGUCUGACCAGAGCAAGCUCGCUCACCUUGCGGCGCAUACCGUGCAGCGCGUCACCGCUGGCCAGGACCGAUUGAUCGGGCAACAGCGUAAGUUGUCAAGUGCUUACCAGUUCACCCAGAGGAGUAUUGCAAGCAGCGUACGGAGCAACAUCCAUGCCCUGGGACAAGAGAAGGCUUUGAUUGAAGAAGGAAGACAGCAACUGACCGACAUGACACAGAAACUCGCCGAGAAACUGGAACACGCCACAUCAGAGAUGUACAAGCACGAGGAGGGACGCAAACAGAGCCACGACCAGAUCUUACAGGACCUGGGCGAUGUUAGGAAUAAGGCCCAGGAUGUGUGGAGUAAGAUAGAUGACAGCACAGCGCAGAUGCUCUCCUACCAUCAGGAGUCCGCUGACCACUACACUGAGACACUGCAGAACCUGAAAAAGAUGAACACCACGAUCUCAUACUUACUUGAGGCGAUCGAUUCCAUGCAAACUCGACUAGAUGACAGGAUCACAUGGCUGGCCGAGCAAUUUGGGGGGACUGGGGACAAGCUUAGUACCCUUGUGACGUUUGUUUUGCAUGGCGGAUAUUUCUUGGUGGCGACGUUCAGCAUUGUGUUCCUAAAGGCGCCCAUGUUCACACGGCUGCUUCUUCUGAUUGUUGUCCCGAUCAACGCUUGGUGCGAAAUCAAGCUUCGCUCCAGUCUAUCUUUCGCCUCGCUUACGAUCCUUAUGGCUGCUGUGCUUAUCGGAAAUUGGCUUUGCCUAUAUUUCAUGGGGAGAUACAAAAACAAGUGCAUCGACAACCCCCACUCUGCUCCUCUCUAUCAGCUUACCCGUAACCAUGGCGACGUCACGGGGGACUCCGCUUCUUCAUUUACGACAAGUGUAUUCGACGACACGUUUUGCACCAACCCUUACUAUUCCCCUACCUCCGAGUCCAUGGCUCGUACCAGGCGCCAGCUCGACCUUUCUCUCCCGGACCAAGCCUCAACACCACGGCGAGGCCGCCCCAGUACUCCUCGCCGGCGCUGCAGUGGCACCACCAGAACAGGCACUGUCUGCAAGAAAGUCGCCGCUAACGACAGCGGUUACUGCCACACGCACUCCCGGAUGUAAAUCCCGGAUGUACUGUUGAGUAAAUAUUUUCAAGCUUUUUUUACUAUUUUGAUAUCGACUGUUUUAAUGAUGUACAUAGCUAAGCAUACUUGUAUAAAAACUACUAGAGAAAGGUUCUUGAUUAUUCGCUACGAUUUUAGAUUAUUUUUUUUAUGUACAUAGCAUAUCCGGCCGAAGGUAUGUUUUUAUUGGAUCAUGCUCAUUAGGUUAAACAGACUGUAGUUUCAUGAAUAUAGCCUAGCCUUUGGAGCACAAGGCGUCACCAGCUAGGCUACUCACAUCUCAACCUUCCUGGCGCAAGGGUAUAUUCCCUGAUAAAUUGACCAGUACAAUGAUGUAUAGCCUAGCGCAAUAGUGUAUAGCCCAGCGAAAGAGUGUAUCGCCUAGUGCAAGGGUGUAUCGCCUGAUAGCUCAGUCAGUGCAAGGGUGUAUCGCCUCAUAGCUCAGUCGGUGCAAGGGUGUAUCGCCUAGCGCAAGGGUGUAUCGCCUGAUAGCUCAGUCAGUGCAAUGGUGUAUCGCCUAGUGCAAGGGUGUAUCGCCUGAUAGCUCAGUCAGUGCAAGGGUGUAUCACCUAGCGCAAGGGUGUAUCGCCUGAUAGCUCAGUCAGUGCAAGGGUGUAUAGCCCAGCGCAAGGGUGUAUCGCCUGAUAGCUCAGUCAGUGCAAUGGUGUAAAUCCCACCGCAAAGGUCUAAUAAAACAUCUAAUAUCACAGUUGACUUCUCGACAAAACCAUGUCUCUUAACUAGUAUUUUCAAUUAAACACAUUUUAUAUGAUUUUAUGAUUGUAUAUUAAAGAUAACCAUAUUCGUUUU
Messenger RNA from Nematostella vectensis (starlet sea anemone), 2644 nucleotides. RefSeq names its product protein brambleberry. The coding region runs from base 162 to 1832 and encodes 556 amino acids. Lineage: Eukaryota; Metazoa; Cnidaria; Anthozoa; Actiniaria; Edwardsiidae. The record is from RefSeq and is a predicted model, not a curated record. The transcript is spliced from 10 exons.